Molecule: messenger RNA, 1105 nt
Organism: Ascoidea rubescens DSM 1968
Lineage: Eukaryota; Fungi; Ascomycota; Saccharomycetes; Ascoideales; Ascoideaceae
Product: translation elongation factor 1-alpha
Exons: 1
Coding region: 110-1015 (301 amino acids)
Molecular function (GO): GTPase activity; GTP binding
Source: RefSeq, a predicted model, not a curated record
UGCUAUUUUAGUUGUUUCAGCUGUCGCUGGUGAAUCUGAAGCUGGUGAAUCUGAAGCUGGUAUAUCUACAGACGGUCAAACCAGAGAACACGCUUUACUAGCAUAGACCAUGGGUGUUAAACAAUUAAUAGUUGCGGUGAACAAGGUGGAUAGUGCUUACUGGAGUGAAAAAAGAUUCUAUCAAGUUAUCAAAGAGACUUACGAUUUUGUCAAGAAAGUUGGUUACAAUCCUAAAUCUGUAGCUUUUCUUCCAAUAUCUGGUUGGAAUGGUGACAACAUGCUUGAGUCUUCCUCAAACUCUUCAUGGCAUGAAGGUUGGGCUGUGGGGAUUGGAAAUGGUGUACUUCGUGGUAAGACGUUGGUACAAGCUAUUGACUCGAUUCAAUUGCCAAAAAGACCAAAAAAUAAACCAUUACAUUUACCAUUGCAAGACGUCUACACGAUCGGUGGUAUUGGAACUGUGCCAGUUGGUAGAGUUGAAACUGGUGUGAUAAAGCCUGGUCAAGUUGUUACAUUUGCUCCUCUCGAUAUCACCGGUGAAGGCAAGUCAGUUGAAAUGCAUCACGAAUCAUUAUCCGAGGGCCUUCCUGCUCACAAUCUUGGCUUUAAUGUUAAAAACGUCUCUGUCAAAGAUAUCACAAGAGGCUACGUGUGUGGUGAUGUCAAAAAUGACCCACCGAAAAGUUGUGCUUCCUUUGAUGCUCAAGUUAUAUUGCUUAAUCAUCUUGGUCAAAUUGGCAUUGGCUACACUCCAGUGUUUGAUUGCCACACUACUCAUAUUGCCUGCAGAUUUGCUGAAUUAAAAAAGAAAAUUGAUAGAAGAACUGGUAAAGCAGCCAAAAUAAAUCCAAAAUUCCUCAGAAAUAAUGAAAGUGUUAUUGUUAAAUUAGUUCCAAUCAAACCAAUGUGUGUUGAGAGCUUCAACGAGUAUCCACCAUUAGGCCGAUUUACUAUCAGAGAUAUGAAACAAACUGUUGCUGCUGGUGUUAUUAAAAGUGUUGAAAAGAUUAAAUAAUACGUUUGAGUAAAACAUAUAUAUCGCUAAUUCUUCUAAUUCAUGAAUAUAAUAAAGUGUUGGAAUCACUUUGUGAAUUGUGGCGGUGUU